AUGUCUCCCUUUCUGCGUAUUGGCUUAUCCAACUAUGACAGUGGCCCUUACCUGCCAUCCCAGGGGGAGGUUAUUAACCCUUACUGUGCUGUGAUGGUUAAAGAAGCCGUGGAGUCAGAAAAUGGCCAAGUGUACGUGCAGAAGAAGCCCACCAUGUAUCCACCCUGGAACAGCACUUUUGAUGCCCAUAUCAACAAUGGCAGGGUCAUGCACAUCGUUGUCAAGGACAAAAGUGCCGAAAUGGUUUCAGAGACCACGGUGGAACUCAAGGUGCUGGCGGAGAGGUGCAAGAAGAGCAAUGGGAAGACAGAGAUAUGGCUAGAACUGAAACCUCAAGGGCGAAUGCUGAUGAAUGCAAGAUACUUCCUGGAAAUAAGUGAUGCAAAGGACCUGGCUGACUGUGAGACUGAAGGCUUUUUCUCCUUGCACCAGCGCAGGGGAGCCAUCAAACAGGCCAAAAUCCAUAAUGUCAAGUGUCAUGAGUUCACAGCCACCUUCUUUCCACAACCCACCUUCUGCUCUGUGUGUCAUGAAUUCGUAUGGGGUCUCAAUAAACAAGGCUAUCAAUGCAGACAAUGUAAUGCAGCCAUUCAUAAGAAGUGCAUUGAUAAAGUAAUAGCCAAGUGUACAGGAUCAGCAAUCAAUAGCAGAGAAACAAUGUUCCAUAAAGAGCGGUUCAAGAUCGACAUGCCUCACCGCUUCAAAGUCUACAACUACAAGAGCCCGACUUUCUGUGAGCACUGCGGCACACUCCUCUGGGGCCUUGCACGGCAAGGACUGAAGUGUGAUGCAUGUGGCAUGAACGUACAUCACAAGUGCCAGACAAAGGUAGCAAACCUUUGUGGAGUUAACCAGAAACUAAUGGCUGAAGCUCUGGCAAUGAUAGAGAGCACCCAGCAGGCUCGCUGUCAGCGUGACACUGAACAGAUCUCCAGGGAUGGACCUCUUGAAAUUGGCUUCCCUGUUCCUGUGGAGGUAACACCGAUUCAGGCAUUGCCAGCAUCUACAACAGGAAAAAAAGAGCCACAGGGCAUCUCCUGGGAGACUCCGGUGGAGGGCACAGUGAAGGGGGAGUCCCUAAUAGAGUCAGACUUGGGAGAACAGACCCAGGAGCAAGAAGAGCACCAAGUGCAGCUAAAACUAACCAUCGAAGAUUUUGUCCUGCACAAGAUGCUGGGGAAGGGCAGUUUUGGCAAGGUGUUCCUCGCCGAGCUGAAGAGCACAGACCAGUAUUUUGCCGUGAAAGCCCUCAAGAAGGAUGUGGUGCUGAUGGAUGAUGAUGUUGAAUGUACGAUGGUGGAGAAGAGAGUCCUCUCCUUAGCGUGGGAGCACCCAUUCCUGACUCAUGUCUUCUGUACGUUCCAGACCAAGGAAAACCUCUUUUUUGUGAUGGAAUACCUCAAUGGAGGAGACCUCAUGUUCCAUAUCCAGAGCUGUCAUAAGUUCGACCUUCCCAGAGCAACGUUUUAUGCUGCUGAAAUCAUAUGCGGGCUCCAGUUCCUUCAUUCCAAGGGCAUAAUAUACAGAGACUUGAAGCUAGACAACGUCCUCUUGGACAAUGAGGGGCACAUCAAAAUUGCUGACUUUGGGAUGUGCAAGGAGAACAUGUUCGGAGACGCAAAGACAAGUACUUUCUGUGGGACUCCUGACUAUAUCGCUCCUGAGAUACUGCUGGGGCAGAAGUACAACACCUCUGUUGACUGGUGGUCCUUUGGCGUCCUCCUGUAUGAGAUGCUUAUUGGCCAAUCUCCUUUCCAUGGCCAAGAUGAAGAGGAGCUUUUCCAGUCUAUCCGUAUGGAUAACCCGUUCUACCCUCGCUGGCUUGACAAGGAUGCAAAGGACAUUUUGGUGAAGCUUUUUGUGAGAGAACCUGAGAGGAGACUGGGAGCAAGAGGGAACAUCCGCCAGCAUGCCUUUUUCCGGGAAAUAAACUGGGAGGCUUUAGAAGAAAGAAGGAUGGAGCCUCCUUUCAAACCGAGAGUGAAAUCUCCGAGUGACUGUAGCAACUUUGACAAGGAAUUUCUAAAUGAAAAACCUAGACUGUCAUGUGCCGACAGAGCACUGAUUAACAGCAUGGACCAAAACAUGUUCAGCAACUUUUCUUUUGUGAACCCUAAAAUGGAGAAAAUAUUUUCCUGA
Gavia stellata (red-throated loon) is the source of this 2139-nucleotide messenger RNA. RefSeq names its product protein kinase C theta (gene PRKCQ). NCBI's taxonomy places the organism in Eukaryota, Metazoa, Chordata, Aves, Gaviiformes, Gaviidae. The transcript is spliced from 17 exons. Gene Ontology annotation, biological process: peptidyl-serine phosphorylation; intracellular signal transduction. The coding region runs from base 1 to 2139 and encodes 712 amino acids. Gene Ontology annotation, molecular function: diacylglycerol-dependent serine/threonine kinase activity; ATP binding. The record is from RefSeq and is a predicted model, not a curated record.